CAGUUAUUUCCUGUCAGCAGUACCAGUCAGACAGGAUUGAUUUUGGAAAAUGCAGACGCAUAUGUGGAAUUUUUCAUAAUUUUAUUUUUGCCGCUCGAUGACUUGGCUCUUUUACCAAAAACACUCAUCUAAAUAUCAACACUUAUGACGAUAUAAAGUGACCCGGCCCACUAGUCUGGAUUCAAGGCUGAGCAGGUGAAGAUGAGCCUACACAGUUCAAGUGGAAGCUGUGAGCGCUCGAGGGAUCGCCGGCGCUCCAGUGACCGUUCACGUGACUCCUCCCACGAGCGGGGCGAAGGCCAGCUCACCCCCUGUAUCCGCAAUGUCACCUCACCCACACGACAACACACUAGUGAACGGGAGAGCGGCUCGUCGCGGUCUAACAGCCCCAGGCCUCAGAGAGUCUCUCCCAGUGGCUCCAGCAGCCGCAACAGCAGCCUGUCCAGCACGGAGGGCACCUUUAAGAGCAUGGGUACGGGUGAAAUGGUGUUUGUUUAUGAAAACGCCAAGGAAGGAGCUCGUAGCCUGCGCACCUCAGAGAGGGUCACGCUCAUUGUGGACAACACGCGCUUUGUGGUGGACCCGUCCAUCUUUACUGCACAACCGAAUACCAUGCUGGGCAGAAUGUUUGGUUCUGGGCGAGAACACAAUUUCACACGACCCAAUGAGAAGGGGGAGUACGAGGUGGCAGAGGGCAUCAGUUCCACUGUGUUCAGGGCCAUUCUGGAUUACUACAAAACUGGGAUAAUCCGCUGUCCAGAUGGAAUCUCCAUUCCUGAGCUGAGGGAAGCAUGUGACUAUUUGUGCAUCUCUUUUGACUAUAGCACGAUCAAAUGCAGGGACCUCAGUGCUCUGAUGCACGAACUGUCAAAUGACGGUGCGCGGCGGCAGUUUGAGUUCUACCUUGAAGAGAUGGUACUGCCGCUGAUGGUGGCCAGCGCUCAGAGUGGAGAGAGGGAGUGUCACAUUGUUGUGCUCACGGAUGAUGAUGUGGUGGACUGGGACGAGGAGUAUCCACCCCAGAUGGGAGAGGAGUAUUCGCAGAUAAUAUACAGUACAAAACUCUACCGUUUCUUCAAGUACAUUGAAAACCGAGACGUGGCCAAAUCCGUUUUAAAAGAACGAGGACUCAAGAAAAUUAGACUAGGCAUUGAAGGAUAUCCCACUUACAAAGAAAAGGUGAAGAAGCGGCCAGGCGGCAGGCCUGAGGUCAUCUACAACUACGUGCAGAGGCCCUUCAUCCGCAUGUCCUGGGAGAAGGAGGAGGGUAAGAGCCGGCACGUGGACUUCCAGUGCGUGAAGAGCAAAUCCAUCACAAACCUGGCAGCAGCAGCGGCCGACAUUCCACAGGACCAACUGGUGGUGCUGCACCCCGGCCCUCAGGUGGACGAGCUGGACAUUCUGCCCAACCACCCUGCUCCAGGACACCACUACAGCAACAACUACGAGCCUGACACCGACGCUGCCUCGCCUGCACUCUGAAUGCACACCUCUUCCUCUCCCCUCUGUUCUUCCUCUCCUCUCCCACAGCAUGCUGCAGCAUGGCGCGAGAGUGACACCGUUAACCAGAUUGCCUUCUGCACCUCCUUUCGCAGCCUUAGAGCCUCAACAAGCUAGUCUACUGUACUAUGAAAAUGUUUAAAAAAAAAAAAAGAGGGGACUCGGGAUACUGGCAUGGGCAGUGUUACCCUUUUUCGUUUUUUUUUUUUUUUGCCUCCUUCCCCUCUUUCUUACUUGACCAAAGGAAUUUUUUUUUAAUGAAAUAAGCAACCUCACUUAUUUUGUAAUUGGGCUUAUUAUUAUUAUUAUUAUUAUUAUUUACUACUACUUUUCCAUUUCCAUUAUAUUAUUGUAUUGAUUUAGCAUUCGAUCUUAUUUGAUAUGUAUCCUGGGUGGUGUCACUGUGUAACGAUCAUUAUUUUUUCAAUUAAAAAAAGAGAAGGAAAAAAAAACAGCCGUCAAUCCCGGGUUGAUUCCCCUCAGAAUCUCCUUUGUAGCCAAAGGAGUCGUGUUGCCUGUUGAAUGGAUGCAGUGUUGCAUUUAUGUGUUCAGAAUCCCACCGUUCAGAGCUUGAGUCCUUGUAUAAAGUUAUAACACAGGUUCGUGUGGUAAACCUUGCGCUGUUGUGCAGUUAGUGUGCUAUCAUGUGCCUCUUGAAUUUGCACGUACAAAGAUUCAAAGCUUCUGAAAGCGGAAACUUGGAUUCUGUGCACUUGUGUAACACAAGCCAAAAUAAACAUUUACAUCAGCUGCUUUUGAUAGUGAGGGUGGUGGUUUUUAAUUCCGUCAGCUGGCCUUCAGCAUGCAUUGAAUUUACUAUCGCUCACAGUACUGCAAGCACUGCCUGCAUCCUUACCUGGUUAAGUACAUCCACUCAAACGCACACAUUUAUGGGGCUGUAUGUUGAAUAUAUAUAUUUUAUCCAGAUGUGAAACCUAGCUGCAGACCAAACCUCGUGUCCAACUGUAGUGUGCAAGUUUUUGUCCACGAGAAUGCAGAUGGGAUGGAAGUAAUGUACUGUGGCUUUUUGUUUGAGAAAUUAUAAAAAAAAAAAUGUAUUCAUGAAAGGACUACUGUGAUCAGUCGUGUACACAAUGCGUGUGCUGUUGAGGAAAAAAUUAUCAAUCCGUGACGGGGUGGUGUGAUGUGAUUCAAUGCAACCUGACAUGAAGUAAGAACACCCUGUCAACUUGUGUUACUGGCAAACUGCAAAUAAAGGUCUCCUUAAAGAAAACAUG
Neoarius graeffei (lesser salmon catfish) is the source of this 2738-nucleotide messenger RNA. Its product is annotated as BTB/POZ domain-containing protein 10. Gene Ontology annotation, biological process: positive regulation of phosphorylation. The coding region runs from base 202 to 1482 and encodes 426 amino acids. Gene Ontology annotation, molecular function: protein binding. Gene Ontology annotation, cellular component: cytoplasm. NCBI's taxonomy places the organism in Eukaryota, Metazoa, Chordata, Actinopteri, Siluriformes, Ariidae. The transcript has 8 exons. The record is from RefSeq and is a predicted model, not a curated record.